UUCAAAAAUAAUGCAGUCCUGCUCCUGCACUGAGUGUUGAAGGGUUGUAGCCGGGUAGGGCAUAGCGUCCGGCAGAAGCUUACUAAUUAUGAACCGUUUGGUAGUACUAAGCUUUCACUAAAUAAUUUCAUACGUAUCUAACGGUCGAUGAAAGUUAAAGAUCGUCCAUCCCACAUUUUUAUGAACGAUUAUGAACCCUGAAUAUACGUGACUCUCGUAGUGGACCUCACGUACAUUUGACGGCCAAUUCAUGCUCGAUUAUCAGCCGUUUACACACAGUUUUCAUAAUAAAUCACAAACACAUUUAGCGGUCAAACGAAUGUUAAAAAUAGUUGUGUCACACAUUUAUAAUCUCUUACGGGACAUUAAACACGCGGCCCUCACGGCAAAUCCACACGCAUUUAACAGUCGCUGACCGUGGCCUCGGACAAAAGCAAUUAAAGAAAAAAAAAAAAAAAAGGAAAAACAGAAAUAAAAACCAAUUGGAAACGCAAUAUGCAAGGAACCCAGAAAGCCCGACCCCAUUGAGAGAAAUACAGACAGAUUCUUCUUCUGUAUUUCUCUGUGUACGUAUUUACACAGAAACUGAGCAAAACCCUAUUUUUCUCUCUCUAGGAGCAGUUCAAGGUUUGCGUUUUCAUCAUCGUCCACCUCAAAGAUGAACAAGUUGGGUAAAGGCCAACGCGAUAAGCUCCAGCAGUUCAUCAUGAUAACUGCAGCGAGUGAAAAAGUGGCUCUGCAGGUUCUGAAGGAGAGUGAUUGGCAUCUUGAAGGAGCGUUUGAUAUCUUCUACACUCAGCCCCAGCUGCAAGCAGAGACCGAUUCUAAUACUGAUUCUAAUACUAAUACUAGACAAUUGGAGGAAUUAUACAAUACAUAUAAAGAUCCAGAUGCUGAUAUGAUACUUGUUGAUGGUAUCAGCCUCCUUUGCAACGAUCUUCAGGUGGAUCCUCAAGAUAUAGUCAUGUUAGUUGUUUCCUGGCACAUGAAGGCAGCUACCAUGUGUGAAUUUUCCAAAGAGGAGUUCGUAGAGGGAUUAGAACCAUUAGGGAUAGAUUCUUUGGACAAGUUCCGUGAAAAGAUACCAUUUAUGAGAUCCGAGCUGAAAGAUGAACAAAAGUUUCGAGAGAUAUAUAAUUUUGCUUUUGACUGGGCAAAGGAAAAGGGUCAGAAAUCUUUGGCAUUGGAUACUGCAAUUGGAAUGUGGCAAUUGGUGUUUGCUGAAAAGCAGUGGCCGUAUGUUGAACAUUGGUGUCAGUUCUUACCGGCUCGGCAUAACAAGGCCAUUUCGAGGGACACAUGGUCUCAACUAUUGGAGUUUGCAACGGCCGUGGAUCCGUCACUGUCAAACUAUGACGCGGAAGGUGCCUGGCCAUAUCUUAUUGACGAAUUUGUCGAGUACUUGAAGGAGAACGGAGCAAUCCAAAAGGGUUAAUUGCCUGAAUGGAGCCAAAACUGAUUAGGACUGCUUUUUGGUGAAUUAGAAGUUUAUCUCAGCUUAUUACUGUGAUUGAGGAGUACUGCCCUUUAAUUGAACUCGGUUCGUCUUCAAAACAAGACGACCAAAACCUCGAGCUCUAAAAUAUAUGAUUUCUACA
Pyrus x bretschneideri (Chinese white pear) is the source of this 1598-nucleotide messenger RNA. Its product is annotated as DCN1-like protein 1. NCBI's taxonomy places the organism in Eukaryota, Viridiplantae, Streptophyta, Magnoliopsida, Rosales, Rosaceae. The transcript is spliced from 11 exons. The record is from RefSeq and is a predicted model, not a curated record. The coding region runs from base 659 to 1435 and encodes 258 amino acids. Gene Ontology annotation, cellular component: ubiquitin ligase complex. Gene Ontology annotation, biological process: protein neddylation; positive regulation of ubiquitin-protein transferase activity. Gene Ontology annotation, molecular function: cullin family protein binding; ubiquitin conjugating enzyme binding; ubiquitin-like protein binding.